Sesamum indicum (sesame) is the source of this 753-nucleotide messenger RNA. RefSeq lists its product as uncharacterized. NCBI's taxonomy places the organism in Eukaryota, Viridiplantae, Streptophyta, Magnoliopsida, Lamiales, Pedaliaceae. The record is from RefSeq and is a predicted model, not a curated record. Gene Ontology annotation, biological process: microtubule-based process. Gene Ontology annotation, cellular component: cytoplasmic dynein complex. Gene Ontology annotation, molecular function: dynein intermediate chain binding.
CUUGAACCGAUAGUAUGAUAAACAAUUUUGAGUGAAAUUCAAAGCAAAAUAGACAUAGCUUUAUCACAGAGGCCCGCUCAAACUUAAGCCCUUCUCUCUCUUCCCGAUUCUCUCGCUCUCUCCCCGCGAUAUUGGAAGGCGGUGCUUCGGAAGCCAUUGUUAACUGAAAUCAAUUGGUUGAUUUUGUUGUAGGAAGAAAAAGAAGAUUUGAAGCAAGUAUGAGUGACUAUGCAAGUAUCACCAGUGCUGCUCAGUCUCGCGGGAAGCAAGUGGACGUCAAGCUUGUCGAGAUGAAGCGCGACAUGAUGGACGACGCCAUUAACAUUGCCGUUGAUGCACUAUCUAUGUUUAGUGUACAUCAGGACGUGGCAGAGUACAUGAAGAAGAUGUUUGACAAGAAACAUGGCGCCCCUUGGCAUUGCAUUGUUGGCCACUAUUUUGGUUCUUAUGUAUCUCAUGAGAAGGACAGCUUCAUCUAUUUCCACGUCGACAAUACAGCAGUACUCCUAUACAAAUCAGGAGUGAUUGUCCGGGGGUGACAUGGAUGGGAAGGGAGCCAAGGGACAGCGAUAAAAAAACAUUCCAGAUAUUCAUUUACAAGUCACUGCAACUUUAUUAGGUAUUCUUCAUAAUAAUAAUGGGUUGGAACUCGUAUUUGUUUGUAGAGUCGUAUGGUACUUGACGGGCCUAUGUGCACUCGUGUUGUUGCCCGUCGAUUUUGAAGACGAUUAGACAUGACUGCAUCUGGUUAAA